Tilletiopsis washingtonensis is the source of this 654-nucleotide messenger RNA. Its product is annotated as putative MOB1 protein. Gene Ontology annotation, biological process: positive regulation of protein phosphorylation; cell division; signal transduction. Gene Ontology annotation, molecular function: protein kinase activator activity. Gene Ontology annotation, cellular component: cytoplasm; nucleus. Lineage: Eukaryota; Fungi; Basidiomycota; Exobasidiomycetes; Entylomatales. The transcript has 7 exons. The record is from RefSeq and is a predicted model, not a curated record. Bases 1 to 654 code for a protein of 217 amino acids.
AUGUCGUCCUUCUUCGGCCUCAGCAAGACGCGCACCUUCAAGCCCAAGCGCAACAUCCCCGAGGGCACCAAGCAGUACCAGCUGAAGCGCUAUGCCGAAGCGACGCUAGGCAGCGGCAACCUGCGCCAGGCCGUGGUGCUGCCCGAGGGCGAGGACCUGGACGAGUGGCUGGCCGUCAACACCGUCGACUUCUUCAACCACCUCAACAUGCUCUACGGCACCGUCACCGAGUUUUGCACCUCGCUCGAGUGCCCCGCCAUGACGGCGGGUCCGCGCUACGAGUACCACUGGCAGGACAGUGCCUCUGUGCAGUUCAAGCGCCCGACGCGCAUGAGUGCGCCCGAGUAUGUCGACUGCCUCAUGACGUGGACACAGGGCAUGCUCGACGACGAGACGAUCUUCCCGAGCCGUGUCGGCGUGCCCUUCCCGCCAAACUUCCAGGCGACGGUCAAGUCGAUUCUGCGGCGGCUGUUCCGCGUCUACGCGCACAUCUACAACCACCACUUUGCGCAGAUCUGCGCGCUGAGCAUCGAGGCGCAUCUCAACACGUCUUACCGCCACUUCCUCCUCUUUGUCAGCGAGUUCCACCUCAUCGAGCCGCGCGAGCUGGCGCCGCUGCACGAGCUCAACGAGGCCAUUCUCGAGGACAACUGA